AUGAAGACAAGGUUCCUCACUCUUAGGACAAGGUUCCUCACUCUGAGGACAAGGUUCCUCACACUGAGUAAAAGGUUCCUCACACUGAGAAAAAGGUUCAUCACUCUCACGAACAAGGUUCCUCACUCUGAGGACAAGAUUCCUCACUCUGACGACAAGGUUCCUCACUCUGAGGACAAUGUGCUUCAUUCUGAGAACAAGGUUCCUCACUCUGAAGACAAGGUUCCUCAGUCUGAGAACAAGGUUACUCACUGUGAGAACAAGGUUCCACACACUGAGGAAAAGGUUCUUCAUUCUGAGGACAAGGUUUCUCACUCUGAGGAGAAGGAUCCUCACACUGAGGAAAAGGUUCCUCACUCGGACGACAAGGUUCCUCACCCUGAGGACAAUGUUCCUCACACUGAGGACAAGGUUCCUCACUCUGACGACAAGGUUCCUCACACUAAGGACAAGGUACCUCACUCUGAGGAAAAGGUUAAUCACUCUGAUGACAAGGUUCCUCACUCUCAGGACAAUGUACCUCACUCUGUCAACAAGUUUCCUCUCUCUAAAAACAAGGUUCCUCACUCUGAGUACAAGGUACCUCACUCUGAGGACAAGGCUCCUCGCUCUGAGGACAAGGUUCCUCUCUCUGAGGUCAAGGUUCCUCAUUCUGAGGACAAGGUUCCUCUCUCGGGGAACAAGGUUCCUCACUCUGAGGACAAGGUGCCUCACUCUGAGGACAAGGUUCGUCACACUGAGGAUAAGGUUGCUCACUCUGAGAACAAAGUUUCUCACUCUGAGGACAAGGUUCCUCAGACUGAGGAAAAGGUUCCUCCCUCUAAGGACAAGGUUCCUCACUCUGAGGAAAAGGUUCCUCACUCUGAGGACAAGGUUCCUCACUCUUAGGACAAGGUACAUCACUCUGACAACAAGGUUCCUCACUCUAAAAACAAGGUUCCUCACUCUGAGGACAAGGUUCCUCUCUCUGAGGACAAGGUUCGUCACUCUGAAGACAAGGUUUUCAGUAUGAGGACAAGGUUUCUCACUCUGAGGACAAGGUUCCUCACUCUGAGGACAAGUUUCCUCACUCUGAGGACAAGGUUCCUCACUCUGAGGACAAGGUUCCUCACUCUGAGGAAAAGGUUCCUCACUCUGAGGAAAAGGUUCCUCACUCUGAGGACAAGGUUCCUCACUCUCAGGACAAGGUACAUCACUCUGACAACAAGGUUCCUCACUCUAAAAUCCAGGUUCCUCACUCUGAGGACAAGGUUCCUCACUCUGAGGACAAGGUUCCUCACUCUGACGACAAGUUUCCUCACACUGAGGAAAAGGUUCCUCACACUGAGGAAAAGGUUCCUCACUCUCACGACAAGGUUCCUUACUUUGGGGACAAGAUUCCUCACUCUGACGACAAGGUUCCUCACUCUGAGGACAAUGUUCUUCAUUCUGAGAACAAGGUUCCUCACUCUGAAGACAAGGUUCCUCAGUCUGAGAACAAGGUUACUCACUGUGAGAACAAGGUUCCACACACUGAUGAAAAGGUUCCUCAUUCUGAGGACAUGGUUUCUGACUCUGAGGACAAGGUUCCUCACCCUGAGGAAAAGGUUCCUCGCAUUGCGGACAAGGUUCCUCACUCUGAGGACAAGGUUCCUCAGUCUGAAGUCAGGUUCUUCACUCUGAAGUCAGGUUCCUCACUCUCAGGACAAAUUUCAUCACUCUGAGGACAAGGUUCGUCAAUCUGAGGACAAGGUUCCUCAUUAUGAGGACAAGGUUCCUCACUCUGAGGACAAGGAUCCUCACACUGUGGACAAGGUUGUUCACAAUAAGGACACGGUUCCUCACACUGAGGACAAUGUUCGUCACUCUGAGGACAAGGUUGCUCACUCUGAGGACAAUGUUCCUCACUCUGACGACAAGGUUCCUCACUCUGAGGACGAGGUUCCUCACUCCGAGGCCAAGUUUCCUCACUCUUAGGAGAAGGUUCCUCACACUGAGGACAUGGUUCCUCACUCUGAAAUCAGGUUCCUCACUCUGAGGACAAGGUUCCUCACUCUGAGGACAAGGUUCCUCACUCUGAGGAGAACGUUCCUCACUCUGAGGACAAGGUUCCUCACUCUGAGGACAAGGUUCCUCACACUGAGGACAAGGUUCCUCACUCUGAGGACAAGGUUCCUCUCUCUGAGGAAAAGGUUCCUCACACUCAGGAAAAGGUUCCUCACUGUGAGGACAAGGUUCCUCACUCUGAGGACAAGGUUCCUCACUCUGAGGACAACGUUCCUCACACUGAGGACAAGGUUCCUCACUCUGAGGACAAGGUUCCUUGCUCUGAGGACAAGGUUCCUAUCUCUGAAGACAGGUUUCUCACUCUGAAGACAAGGUUCCUCAUUCUGAGGACAAGGUUCCUCACUCUGAGGAGAAGGUUCCUCACUCUGAUGACAAGGUUCCUCUCUCUCAGGACAAGGUUCCUCACUCAAAGGACAAGGUUCCUCACUCUGAGGACAAGGUUCCUCACUCUAAGGACAAGGUUCCUCUCUCUGAGGACAAGGUUCCUCACACUCAGGAAAAGGUUCCUCACUCUGAGGACAAGGUUCCUCACUCUGAGGACAAGGUUCCUCACUCUGAGGACAAGGUUCCUCACACUGAGGAAAAGGUUCCUCACACUGAGAAAAAGCUUCCUCACUCUCACGACAAGGUUCCUCCCUCUGAGGACAAGAUUUCUCACCCUGACGACAAGGUUCCUCACUGUGAGGACAAUGUUUUUCAUUCUGAGAACAAGGUUCCUCACUCUGAAGACAAGGUUCCUCAGUCUGAGAACAAGGUUACUCACUCUGUGAACAAGGUUCCACACACUGAGGAAAAGGUUCCUUAUUCUGAGGACAAGGUUUCUCACUCUGAGGACAAGGUUCCUCACCCUGAAGGCAUGUUCCUCACUCUGCGGACAAGGUUCCUCACUCUGUGGACAAGGUUCUUCACACUGAGGACAAGGUUCCUCACACUGAGGACAAGUUUCCUCACUCUGAGAACAAGGUUCCUCACACUGAGGACAAGUUUCCUCACACUAAGGACAAGGUUCCUCACUCUGAAAACAAGGUUCCUCACUCUGAGAACAAGGGUCUUCACUCUGUGAACAAGGGUUCCACAAUCUGA
Paramuricea clavata is the source of this 3129-nucleotide messenger RNA. The record is from the annotation of a GenBank genome assembly. Lineage: Eukaryota; Metazoa; Cnidaria; Anthozoa; Malacalcyonacea; Plexauridae.